AUCAUCUUUCAUCCAUUAUAAUAACGUCUACUCAAAUUGGCAAUCACAAAUGACAUGCUAAUAACAUAGGAUAUAAAAUUUUAAAAAUAAUGCUAAGAUAUAAUGGCCAGGAUUCGUCGUGGAAGCCAUUACGUGCGGAGAUCAGAAAUCAGUCGGUACAAUGGCCUCACUUCUGUGUCUCGCUGUUUGCGUUGUUAUUUUGGCUGCUGUACCGACGCCCGUUAAGAGUACGGCUGAGGUGAUGAGCCACGUCACUGCGCAUUUCGGUAAAUCGUUAGAAGAGUGUCGUGAAGAGUCGGGUCUAACGGCGGAGGUUUUGGAGGAGUUUAAACACUUUUGGAGCGAAGAUUUCGAAGUUGUGCACCGGGAGCUCGGUUGUGCACUCAUUUGCAUGUCCAACAAGUUCUCUCUCAUGGAGGAUGAUGCCAGAAUGCAUCACGUCAAUAUGCAUGAUUACGUCAAGAGUUUUCCACAAGGCGACUUGUUAUCUGAAAAAAUGGUACAAUUGAUCCACAAUUGUGAAAAACAGUACGAUGAUAUUAAAGACGAUUGUGAUCGCGUUGUGAAAGUCGCAGCCUGCUUCAAGAAAAGUUGUAAGAAAGAAGGCAUUGCACCUGAAGUCGCCAUGAUAGAAGCUGUGAUGGAACGAUAUUAACUUGAUAUGCAUAAAAACGAUUUGACAAAAUUUGACGCGCGAAUUCAAGACAGGACCUCGAUAUUCUUAGCUAGUAAUACAUCUGUAUAUGAUUUUAAAUAAAUGCUAUUAUAU
This is a messenger RNA of Nymphalis io (European peacock), 769 nucleotides long. RefSeq names its product general odorant-binding protein 2-like (gene GOBP2). Lineage: Eukaryota; Metazoa; Arthropoda; Insecta; Lepidoptera; Nymphalidae. The transcript is spliced from 3 exons. The coding region runs from base 161 to 655 and encodes 164 amino acids. The record is from RefSeq and is a predicted model, not a curated record. Gene Ontology annotation, molecular function: odorant binding.